This is a messenger RNA of Besnoitia besnoiti, 4005 nucleotides long. RefSeq names its product ATP-binding cassette transporter ABC.B1. Gene Ontology annotation, molecular function: ATP hydrolysis activity; ABC-type transporter activity; ATP binding. The coding region runs from base 1 to 4005 and encodes 1334 amino acids. Gene Ontology annotation, biological process: transmembrane transport. The transcript is spliced from 34 exons. NCBI's taxonomy places the organism in Eukaryota, Apicomplexa, Conoidasida, Eucoccidiorida, Sarcocystidae. Gene Ontology annotation, cellular component: membrane. The record is from RefSeq and is a predicted model, not a curated record.
AUGAUGCCCGCCUUCAUUUCACUUCUCGGAGACCUCCUGAAAGAGCUCAACACGACAGUCGAGAUGAACUACCACGCGAUGGUUCUGGCCAUAAUCGGCGCCGUGGAGCUGAUUUGUGGAUGGGCGGCCGCCGCCGCGUUUGAGUAUUUGUCCGAUCGCCAAGUUGGGAAGUUCAAACGCCACUACUUUGCUACCUUGAUCCGGCAGGAGCAAGGGUGGUUUGACAGAAACGACGUAGGCUCUCUCUCGACUCGCCUGGACUCAAAUACGUCUACCAUCCGCCUUGCCGUUGGCGUCAAGUCCACAACGUCACUGCAGUUUUUCGCAACGUUUGUCGGAUCUUUCAUCACGGCGUACACCCGACACUGGAAGAUGGCCUUGGUUGUCAGUGCAGCGCUUCCCGUCAUUGCCGGAUGCGGGGCGUUCCUCGCCUGGUCGCUCCGGAGUAGUCAGCAGCGCGCCGAAAAAGCGUACAGCGAAGCGGGACGUGUAGCCGAGGAAUCUCUUCGAAACGUCCGAACCGUGGCGUCGCUAGGGGGAGAGGAAAGAAUGAUCUCAGAUUAUGUGUCAAACUUGAAGCGAGCAGAACAGGCAGCUAUCAAGGGAGGCGCCUUCACAGGCUCUGCUGUGGGUGCGCUGAUGGCGUGCGUGUUCUUCAUGUACGCGCUCGGGUACUGGUAUGCUGGUGGCCUGAUUGCUGACGGAAUCCGCGAAGUCCAGGCGGCGAUGGCGUCGAAUCCUCCGCCGCCAGGCGAGGUGCCGGUGCAGCCGGCAUUUCAAGGAGGCGACGCAGUUACGGUGCUGAUUUGCAUCAUGGUCGGCGCUUUCAGUCUGGGUCAGAUCAUUCCUGGCUUGGCGGAGUAUGUGCGGGCUACUGAAGCUGCGCGGGAUCUGCUGGAAGUGAUCACCCGCCAAUCCCUGAUUGACCCGUUUGACACCACCGGAACGAAGGACGUGAAGCUGAGCGGCGACAUUGUCUACGAGAAGGUUUCGUUUUCGUAUCCGACGCGCCCUGAGAAAGUGAUCUUCAAAGACCUCAGUUUGACCAUUCCAGGAGGCAAAACUGUCGCUCUUGUCGGAGGCUCCGGCUGCGGCAAGUCGACCAUCGUCCAGCUUCUCCAACGGCAAUACGAGCCCACCUCUGGAGCGGUCAAAUUCGGCGACACGCCCUUGAAAGAAAUCCAUUUGGAGACGCUGCGAGCGGGGCUCGGCGUGGUGAACCAAGAACCGAAGCUUUUCUCUGCGACAAUUGAAGAGAACAUCUCUUUGGGUUCAAAGAAACCCGUCACACAUGCGCAAGUUGAGGCUGCUGCCAAGAAGGCGAACGCGGCUGGCUUCAUCGCGGACUUCGCGAACAAAUACGAAACCCACUGCGGCGCAAUGGGAUCGCAGGUGUCAGGAGGACAGAAGCAACGCAUCGCCAUCGCCCGUGCGCUGGUCCGGGAGCCCUCCGUUCUGAUUUUCGACGAAGCCACAUCUGCACUCGACAACGCUUCCGAACGUAUCGUCCAGGCUGCCUUGGACUCGCUGAUCGCCACGACAGGCGCGACGACGAUUAUCAUCGCACACCGCCUGAGCACCAUCCAGAGAGCGGAUUUGAUCAUCGUGCUCGGACACAAAGAAGGCGACGAAGGUUCCUCCGUUGUCCAGCAAGGCACGCACGAAGAACUCAUGAAGGACGAGCAUGGCUUGUACUACAGUCUGGUUCAGUCGCAGCUCGUGGGCAUGCACGCCGACGACGACGAGGACGACGGACCGACCACCGCCGCGGAAGGCGCUCCAGACGCACCUGGUGCCUCCUACGCAACGACCAGCCCCCAGAGCAUGAGCCGCCGCCGGGUUUCCGAUCAGUCUGCGUUCAGCUCCGCCUUCUCUCUGAUCUCCGAGCGCCUCCUUGAGACAGGCACUCAGAAGGAGCGUAGCCUCUGGAGUUUCGGCAAGAAUAAGACCCCCGCAGAUGGAGAAGAGGAGCCCGCGCCUCGCAUCCGCAUGACUCGCAUCUUCGGCCUCGCGCUCAAGCACUGGCCUUUCUUUCUCCUCACUCUGGUUGCUGCAUGUGCCUCAGGCGUUGUUUUCCCGGUCUACUCUGUCAUCUUUUCCCGGUUUAUCGCCCUGUUUUUUAAAUCGGACCCGGAUGAGAUCGAGAGCGAAGCGAACAAGUGGAGUUUGGCCUUUGUAGGGCUGGCCUGCAGCGUUCUCAUCGUCGAGUGGCUCAAAUUCCUCGGGAUCGAGUACAUGGGCUCGAAGGUGACGUCUGAACUCCGCGCCAAGGCGUUUACGCAGACGAUGCACCAGGAUAUCGCUUUCUUUGACAACAGCAAGAACAACGUCGGAGCUCUGAUGUCGAUUUUGUCUUCGGAUGUGCUCGUCGUCAAGACCGGAAGCUGCGGAAAUCCUAUGGCUCUGGCUGCAUCUCUCGCAGCAAUUGUCGCCGGAUGCAUCAUCGCCUUCACAAGCAACUGGAAGCUGGCGCUUGUCAUCCUCUGCUGUCUGUUCGUUCUGGGGCCGGCGAGCAUGAUGCAGCAAACGUUCAUGCACACCCACAAUCACCCGACACAAAAGGGAAAGAAACAACCGCAUGACGAGGAGGAGGACUGCCCCGAACAGGUCCUUAUCGAGGCUGUGGGCGGCAUCCGCGUAGUCUCGGCUUUUGGCCUGGAGCAGCAUUUCAUCGACCGCUAUGAAAAAUGCCUUCGCCAAGAGCCCGCUACGCAAGCCAAGAACGCUCUCUUGCUUGGUUUCUUCUGGGGCUUCUCCCAGGGAGUGCAAUUCGGUAUCAACGCCUUGGGCAUGUGGUACGGGGGGAACCUGAUCAAAGAUGGCGCCACGGCGACAGACGUUAUGCAGGCGAUUUUCGCGCUCAUGUUCGCUGGAAUGACUAUGGGACAAACGGUGCUCUUCUCGACCGACAACGCGCGGGCGCGGAUGGCGGCGGCGCGGGUGUUCCGUCUGAUCGACACGCCGUCGGCGAUCGACUCUAGAGACUCUGGAGGCCGCCGAUUUGAUUAUCACUCUGGGAAUGGCGGAGAAGUCGCGUUCACCAAUGUCAACUUCCGCUACUCGACGCGACCGACUGUACCGGUGUACCGGAAUCUAUCUUUCACGGUCAAGGCCGGCGAGACGGUGGCGCUGGUCGGCCCUUCAGGCUGUGGGAAGUCGACGGCGAUCCAACUGAUUGAACGCUUUUACGACCUCCGCAACACCGUUGAGAUUACCAAGCUUGACGAUGGCGAGGUCGCGGGAGAGGCAGGAGGCAAGAUGAAGCGCAAGCGGCGCAACGGGGGCUCCAUCACGUUUGAUGGAACCGAGCUCAAGGAAACCAACGUCAGCUCGCUGCGUGAGCAAAUGGGUCUCGUCGGUCAGGAGCCAGUCCUGUUCAACAUGAGCAUCGAAGACAACAUUCGCAUCUCCAAGCCAGAAGCUUCUGAGGAAGACGUCAUUGAAGCGGCCAGACAGGCGCACGCCGACAAGUUCAUUCGCACCUUCCCAAACGGCUACAAAACGUUGGUCGGACCAGGCGGCAGUCAGCUCUCCGGCGGGCAGAAACAGCGUAUUGCCAUCGCGAGAGCUCUGGUGCGCAAGCCGCGUCUUCUUCUCUUGGACGAAGCGACGUCAGCACUCGACGCCGAGGCUGAGCGCCAAGUCCAACAGACUCUGGACGAACUCGUGGAGAAGGGCCAUAGCCAUGGCACCAUUAUUGUCGCGCACCGGCUCUCUACCGUCAAGAACGCAACCAAGAUCGUCGUGCUGAGCAACGAAGACGGCCGCGGCAGUCGCGUCGUCGAAGUGGGCAGUCACGAGGAGCUGAUGAAGAUUCGGAAUGGCGCCUACAGGCAGCUCGUUAACAUGCGGGUGGACGCUGCGCGAGGUGGGUGGAUGCUCCUGGAGCACGCGGUCACGCUCUCUGCACAGGCGCCCGAGAGCGUUCGCUGCGACAGUGACGCUGCGCGAGGACCUGUCACCACGCCGACGGUUGCUGUCCAGCCGCGCGUGUCCUGUGGUUAG